GUGCAAUUUCCCCCCAAUCCCAAACACUUAAUUGAGCAAUUGGGAUUCCUCACGUGUGGGCUGAUUUGUAGUUUGAACACGUGGCUCAUUCAAAAAAGCCGGAAUAGCAGAGGAUUUUUUUUCUCCCCCCCUUCUUCUUCUUCUUCUUCUUCUUAUUCUAGGCUCUAGACUCAGAGGCGGGCGCCAGCCUUACCGUGUGUGACAUUCUCUGUCUCUUUGCCAAGAGGUUUGGAGGAAGACACAAAGUAGUUUCUCCUCCUUUUCACCCUGCCCGCCAUCGUUUGGAGACACGAGAUUAAUAAUUGAGCGUUUAUUUAUUGCGCGAUAGAGACAGAGGGGCGAGGGAGCGCAAACGCACUGUGAGUCUGCCAGUUUAAAUCUAUCUGUGGCUUGAACGACCGGGAAGCACGCCACAGCCACUCCGUAGUAGUAAAGGCGAUUUAGGCUACUCCAAACACUGCACAUCCGUGAGAGCAAAUAACUAUCUCUCCUUCAGCGUAAAGAUUGUCCCUUUCGGCUUACAACAUGAAUAAGCUAUACAUUGGCAACGUGAGCGCGGAGGCGAGCGAGGAGGACUUCGAAACUAUCUUUGAGCAGUGGAAGAUUCCGCACAGUGGUCCAUUUCUUGUCAAAACUGGCUAUGCGUUUGUGGAUUGCCCGGACGAGAAGGCUGCAAUGAGGGCCAUCGAUGUUCUUUCAGGUAAAGUUGAACUUCACGGGAAAGUUCUCGAAGUGGAGCACUCGGUCCCUAAACGUCAAAGGAGCUGCAAGCUGCAGAUCAGGAACAUCCCGCCUCACAUGCAGUGGGAGGUGUUGGAUAGUAUGCUUGCUCAGUAUGGCACAGUAGAGAGCUGUGAACAAGUGAACACUGACACAGAAACCGCAGUAGUCAAUGUCCGAUACGCAGCCAAGGACCAGGCCAGGCUGGCAAUAGAGAAGUUGAACGGAUCUAUGAUGGAGAACUAUGCCUUGAAAGUGUCCUAUAUCCCAGAUGAGACGGCAGCAGCCGAGGGUCCUUCGGCGGGGGGCAGGAGAAGUUUUAACGCCCGCGGACCCCCUCGUUCUGGCUCCCCAGGUUUGGGUGCUCGGCCCAAAGUGCAAUCGGACAUCCCGCUGCGCAUGCUGGUACCCACGCAGUUUGUAGGGGCGAUCAUCGGGAAGGAGGGCGCAACUAUCCGCACCAUCACCAAAGACACCCACUCAAAGAUCGACAUCCAUAGAAAAGAGAACGCAGGCGCGUCGGAGAAACCCAUCACAGUUUUCGCCAGCCCUGAUUGUUGUUCGAACGCCUGCAGAACCAUCAUGGAGAUCAUGCAGAAGGAAGCCAUUGACACAAAGUUUACGGAGGAGAUCCCACUGAAGAUCCUUGCACACAACAACUUCGUAGGAAGAUUAAUAGGGAAAGAAGGACGCAACCUGAAGAAAAUUGAACAGGAAACGGGGACCAAGAUCACAAUCUCACCUCUCCAGGACUUGACCCUGUACAACCCAGAGCGGACCAUCACGGUGAAGGGCUCCAUUGAGGCGUGCUCCAGAGCAGAGGAGGAGGUCAUGAAGAAGAUCAGGGAGUCGUAUGAGAGCGACAUGGCUGCGAUGAACCUCCAGUCCAACUUAAUUCCUGGCUUGAAUCUGAAUGCUCUGGGUUUGUUUCCCAGUGGAGCACCAGGCAUGGGUUCUUCCAUGUCCAGCGUCCCACCUCCUGGAGCCCACGGCGGAUGCUCGUCAUUUGGUCAGGGACACCCAGAGUCGGAGACGGUUCACCUGUUUAUCCCUGCGCUUGCGGUGGGAGCCAUCAUUGGAAAACAGGGUCAGCACAUAAAACAGCUGUCUCACUUCGCUGGAGCCUCAAUCAAGAUUGCUCCUGCAGAAGGAAUGGAUGCCAAGCAGAGGAUGGUCAUCAUUGUUGGACCACCAGAGGCUCAGUUUAAGGCUCAGUGUCGUAUCUUUGGCAAGCUGAAAGAAGAGAAUUUCUUUGGACCCAAGGAGGAGGUGAAGCUGGAGGCUCACAUCAAGGUUCCCUCUUUUGCUGCUGGUAGAGUCAUCGGGAAAGGCGGGAAAACGGUUAAUGAGCUGCAGAACUUGACCUGUGCUGAAGUAGUGGUGCCCAGGGACCAGACGCCUGAUGAGAACGACCAGGUUAUAGUCAAGAUCAUCGGACACUUCUUUGCAUGCCAGCUGGCCCAGAGGAAAAUUCAGGAGAUCCUGGCUCAGGUGAGGAGACAGCAGCAGCCUAAGCCCACAUCCGGAGCCCAACCUCCACUGCACCGCAGAAAGUAAAGAUCCAGCGGACCUGGAGGAAUGGUGACUGAAUCUGCCAGAAGACUUCACGGAAGGACAGAUGCAGUAGAGUCCAGGGGGAGAAGAAGAAGACGACGACGACGACGACGACAGUGGGUCCUAAUGCUCAUCUCAGGGGUGAAAAGGUUAUCGGAAAACCAACCAACCACCUGCCCCCUCCUCGUCUUACUUGAUUGACCGUCAGGUGUGGCUAAUAAGGGACCUCACGCCUCUAAAGCUCUGCCCGCGGCGCCUCUCUGCAUCUCUACGAGAGUGUACUUCUGAGGGCUCCCACCAACGUCACCUGCCCUCAUACGUACACACGUACCCCUAGACCGCUCUCCUCCUCCUCCCCCCACGGGUGUGUUUAAGAAUUUUUUUUAUUUUUUUUUUUUGGUUAUAUUUCUACACUAGAAACACAAAGACAGAAUAAGGAUCCCCCUCCUAUCACCUCCUUGGUGUGGUACUUCAAACAUGACAAGAUGUUUUUGGUUGACUUCAGGUUUAGUUGACACCUGUUUUUUUCCUUUUUUUUUUUUUUUUAAGUGUUUAAUUGGUUGAUGAAGCUUUCUCAUGAGUUUUCUGUGGAAAGGAAAAUGCAUUGCUAUCAAGGUCCCGGUCGGACCAACAGAGAGGUUUAUUUGGGGGGAGGGUUGGCUCAGAUUGGGUGGGCCAUGUUUAGGGGAAAGAUUCUUGUUUUAGGACAGGACUCCUGAAAGGGUGGAUUAUUAUUGGGCGUCCUGCUCUUGUAAUGAUAGUGGCAUUUUAUAAAUUCGGAUGCAUUUUAUAGAUAGACCUAUAUACAUAGAUGAAUAUAUAUAUACAUAUAUAUAUUUAGAGGUGAGGGCAGCGCCACGACUGACGCUUAGGGAAACGGUGCCGAACUGCUGCUGCCCAGGAAAACCAAUUUAAUAUGCAUUUUACUUAACUACCUCAGGAUCUAGUACCUCAGAAGAGAAAAGAAAAUGAUUAUAUAUAUAUGAAAAAAUGUUCCUUUCUUUUUUUUAUUUUGCUUUUGUGGUAUUUUGUAUACUUUAUAAAGCUGAUAGUCUUUGAACAUUUUUAUUUUUUUAAGAAAAUUUAAAAUUUGGUCAGCUGUCAGCUGACCUUGCCUUCAACUCUGGUGCUUUAGGUGGCAUUGUACAUGUGUAUGUGUGACUUGAGAUGACCCUGUACAUAAAGUCUAUUUGUACAUAGCGGCCCCGGAGCAAGAGUUGGCGCCCCCUCAGCUGGCGGCUGACAGGAGUAUAGAGAGAAAAUCGCCUCAGUUUUUUCCCCUGAGGGUCCACCAUCUUCUGGAAGAAAAAAAAAAAGAAAAAAAAAACAGUACAAAACAACUAAGACAUGCAAAUAAUGCCAACCGUACAUAAUUGCAGCAAUGCCAUUUAGUUUUGAGAUUGACAUCAUUAUUGGUAAUGGUACUUUAAUUUGUCAAAGAUUUCCUUUUUUUUUUUGCCUUCCUAUGAGGGCUGUGGUCAGGGUGCUGCGGGGUCGUCCCUGUAGCUGUCCUAGAGUCAGCGGAGCCUCUGGGUUCAUCCUUUCUGAUCCCAGACGAUCUGCCACCUUCUUGACAAUAGUGUCUUAGCAAGGUUCAGGCCCAGCUAGGUUUAUUUUCAUAGAGCAAACAUUGUCAGUUCGGAGUGGCCCUUGUAGCCAGGCCAUCAUUUCGAUGUCGACGUCAUUCACUGCAUGGUGAGGGUAGGGGGAGUCACACUGAUAGAUGCAUAUAUAAAUAUACUUUUUUUUUUCGUGCUUUAGGAAAACGAUUUAAACAAAGGACAUUCUCUGUAACCCACGCAAAUCUAACUUGACUUCUAAUUUUGUCCUUCGUACAGGGAAAGCGAGUCAGAAAAAGUGUCUCAAAAAUACUGAAUGAACCCUGACUUGGGUGAGGAAAAAAGAAGAAAGGAAUCCAAAACUUAAAUAUACAAUUUCUUUCAUUUGUUUCCAUGCCGAAUGUAAAUAUGUUGAUUGUGGUAAAAGUGCUCGAGUGUAUCCAUGCUUCCACAGUAGAACGCCGUCUACCUCAGCUGAGGGGUGGGGGUUGUUGUGGCACUAGGCACCCCACCCUGCCCCCACUGAGCGCCAGCGCGCACUAAUACCUCAGCCCCCCCUCCCCCAGCCCCCCCCACCCCACCCUUCCUCCCUCCUACCCCGAACACUUCUUUCCACACGGGCGCGCCCUCCUAACACCUCGCUCAAGUGGGGCACAAGUGAUACUUAAAAUUAUCCCCGACAUCUCCCCUGCUUCCCUCCCGCCAACCCCUCCCCUCCCCGCACCCUUCCCACCCCUUCCUCCAGUUUGUUUUGAUCUACCUCUUUAGACAUGUAUUUGAAGUAGAGGCAUUCUUCUAUUUGUUAGAAUUUACCCCCCCUCACCCCCACUUUACGCAACCCCCAUGCCCCCCUCCCCCGAUAAGAAUGUAAACUUUAACUAAAAUCAGACUGUUUAGAAUUGAGUUAUCAAAAGUGAUCAAAAAAAAUAAAAUUUUUCUUUGCCAGUGUUGAUAUAAAUUAUAUACUCCUUUUGACUUAAUUGAAAUCCUCAGUGUUUUUCUUUUUUUUUUUUUCUUUCUGCUUUCUAUUUUUGGUGGUGUGGCUUACAUGUAUUUGAACUUUUGCUUGGGAUUUUUGUGAAAAAGGUCAAAUCACGUGCUUGAGUUUGCAUUCAGUAGUUAAAACAAGAUAAUACAGUUUUAAUAAAGGGCCUGCCUUUUUUGUUUCUGAUUUGUAAGACUUCAAAAUAGUCCUGUCUUUUUUUUUUUUCUCUUUCUUUUUUGUCUUUGACAGAUGCUACACUUGCUGAUUUGGUAGCCUUUUCUUCUGUUAGCAUUUCUUGGCUGUGUAACGUGGAACAUCUUCUUGGUAUGGCACAGAUACGAGGGACUGGGUCUCUGAAUUUUUUUUUUUUUUUUUUUUUUUUUUUUUCUUUUUGGAAAAGUGAU
Messenger RNA from Mugil cephalus (flathead mullet), 5222 nucleotides. It is a transcript of the gene igf2bp3, whose product is annotated as insulin-like growth factor 2 mRNA binding protein 3. Gene Ontology annotation, biological process: regulation of gene expression; nervous system development. Gene Ontology annotation, cellular component: cytosol; cytoplasm; nucleus. The record is from RefSeq and is a predicted model, not a curated record. Bases 526 to 2277 code for a protein of 583 amino acids. Lineage: Eukaryota; Metazoa; Chordata; Actinopteri; Mugiliformes; Mugilidae. The transcript has 15 exons. Gene Ontology annotation, molecular function: mRNA 3'-UTR binding.